AUGACAGAUGAUCAAGAAGCCAAAGAACAGAACUCAUCCCACCCCACAAGCAUCAUCACCAAUAGUCAAGCAACGAUAACCCCUAAACCCAUGAACUUCUUGUGGUGGAUUAGAGUGGCUCUCUACUCACUCUUUGUGCUCUCUGGCCAAUCGGUGGGCACGCUCCUUGGGAGGCUCUACUACACCAAAGGAGGCAGCAGCAAGUGGCUUGCCGCAUUUGCCCAGCUUGCGGGCUUCCCAAUCCUCCUCCUCCUCUACUUCAUCCCCACACCCAAACAACCAAGUGACCCUAAUAACCCACAAAUCCAAAUAGAUGCACAAGCUCAAUCUCAAUCACAAUCAACCCCUCUCAAGAGCCUUGCCCUUGCGUACAUCUCUCUUGGGACACUUGUGGCCCUAAAUGGCUAUUUAUACUCAGUUGGCCUCUUGUACCUCCCUGUCUCCACCUUCUCCCUCAUUUGCUCCUCCCAAUUGGCCUUCAAUGCCCUCUUCGCCUUCUUCCUAAAUGCCCAAAAGUUCACCCCCUACAUCACAAACUCCCUAGUCCUCCUCACCAUCUCCUCAGCCCUCCUUGUGUUCCAAUCAGAUUCAGAAGACCACAAGGGGGUUUCCGCAGGGAAAUAUGCACUAGGGUUUGUGUGCACCAUUGGGGCAUCAGCUGGUUAUGGUCUUGUCCUGUCCUUGACCCAACUUUGCUUUAGCAGGGUCAUAAGGAAGGUGACGCUUAGGGCAGUUUUGAACAUGAUCGUGUACCCAUCUUUAUUGGCUAGUGCGAUUAUUGUGGCGGGGUUGCUUGGGAGUGGUGAGUGGGAGCAUCUGGGGAGAGAGAUGGACGAGUAUGAGCUUGGCAAGGUGAGGUAUGUGAUGAACUUGGUCGGUACGGCAAUUUCUUGGCAAGUGUUCACCAUUGGCACAAUUGGGUUGAUAUUAGACGCGUCGUCUUUGUUCUCGAACUCGAUUAGUGUGGUGGGCUUGCCGAUCGUGCCCAUUUUCGCGGUCGUGUUCUUCGGGGACAGCAUGGAUGGGGUCAAGGUGAUGGCUAUGAUCUUGGCCGUUUGGGGGUUCGUUUCUUAUGUCUACCAAUAUUAUUUGGAUGAUGCCAAGCUGAAGGCUCAAAGGACAAGCGUUGGUGGGGAUGAAACUAGUGUGGGAUCGGCACUAAAUGCUUCGAUUGCUAGGGUUGGUGAAUGA
Syzygium oleosum is the source of this 1191-nucleotide messenger RNA. Its product is annotated as purine permease 21-like. The transcript has a single exon. Bases 1 to 1191 code for a protein of 396 amino acids. Gene Ontology annotation, molecular function: purine nucleoside transmembrane transporter activity. Lineage: Eukaryota; Viridiplantae; Streptophyta; Magnoliopsida; Myrtales; Myrtaceae. Gene Ontology annotation, cellular component: membrane. The record is from RefSeq and is a predicted model, not a curated record.